AUGGAUGGGAAGAGUGCACCGGGGCCGGAUGGAUAUACGGGUAAGUUCUUUACGGUUGCAUGGUCAGUUGUCGGUGCGGAUGUGGUUAGCACUGUGUGUAGUUUUUUCUGCGGGGCUGAGUUGCUUCGGACUAUUACAGCGACCUCCAUUGCACUCAUUCCUAAGGUUGGGCACCCACAGGAUUUUUCUCAAUUCCGCCCGAUUAGCUUGUGUAACUUUGUUAACAAGUUAAUUUCGCGAAUUUUGGCGGAUCGCUUGGCCCGAGUCCUUCCGAGGAUCAUUUCCCCACAGCAGAGUGGCUUUGUUCGGGGUCGGCUUAUAUCGGAUAAUUUCUUGCUUGCACAAGAGUUGCUCUCUAAUAUGGGGAGGACCUCCAGAAAUGCCGAUGUAGCUCUGAAAUUAGAUAUGUCAAAGGCUUAUGACCGUGUUUCCUGGAUUUUUUUGACAAUGGUUUUGAGGAGAUUUGGUUUUAGGGAGCAAUGGAUUGAUAGGAUUUGGAGAUUGGUCUCGAAUUUAGUGGAGCAUCGGGAGUUCAAGUGCUUUUCAGUUCCGCGGGGUUGUCCUAAGAUCACUCAUCUCAGUUAUGCAGAUGAUGUCCUGAUUUUUUCAGGUGCUUCAUCCUCUUCGCUGAGAUGUGUUAUGCAGAUUAUUGAGAACUAUGGAGCAGUUUCGGGGCAGGAGAUUAAUGUUCAGAAGUGCGGGUUCAUGGUGCAUGCUAAAUUGCCUAGUCACUGUGUGGCAAGGGUUCGACGGGUAACUGGGUUUGGUCUUAAGUCGUUUCCCGUGCGUUACUUGGGUUGUCCGCUUUUUGUGGGACGCCGGAAGUGCCUAUAUUUCAUGGAGCUGGUACAGUCAGUUAUUUCUAAAGUUUCAUCAUGGAGGUCCAGCUUUCUAUCCCAUGGGGGUCGGAUUGUACUCAUCAAACACGUGCUUUCAGCAAUCCCAACUCAUUUAUUGGCAGCUUCAUGUCCUCCGAAGGGAGUUCUAGCCUUAGUUGAACGGGCUAUGGCAAAUUUUCUCUGGGGGGAGCGGGAAGGUGGCCUCCGACAUCAUUGGAUUAAGUGGGCAGACCUGUGUGCCGACUCGUCACAGGGCGGGGUUGGUGUUCGAUCGCUACUGGAUGUUCGUACAGCAUUCUCGCUCAAAUUGUGGUGGCGUUUCCGUACGGGAGAGUGUUUAUGGGCGACAUUUAUGAGAGCCAAGUAUUGUCGGCAGAGUCAUCCAUGCAUGGUAGCGGCGGUUCAGGGCAGUUCAUAUAUGUGGAGGCGUUUGCUUCAAAUUGGUGAGGUGGCGGAGCAAAACCUUUGGUGGGAGGUGCGGUCGGGACAGUUCUCAGAGAUAGUUACUAAAGUUGCCCCAGUGGGGUCCACAGACGAUCGUGCGGUGUGGGCCUUGACAGAGUCAGAAGAUUUUUCCAUCGCUUCCACAUACGUGCUGCUUGGUAGUCAGACCCCCUCAUCUUUCAUGUUUGAUAGGGUUUGGCACCCUGUAAUUCCAAUCAAGAUUUCAUUCUUCAUGAUAAGACUGCUGCGGGAUCGGUUACCGUUGGCGUCAUCCCUAGGAAGAUUGCAAGUGUAUGGCCCUUCCAAGUGUUUUUGCUGCUUGGCCUCGCAAUCUGAAUCGUUGGAUCAUGUCUUUGCGGAAGGUGAGUUAGCUCAGUUCUUGUGGACCUUUUCUGGGAAUGGCGCUGGAGUGAGUUAUAGAGGGCAGCUCCUGCGUCGACAGACCAUUUGUGAUCGUAUCUUGGCGGAUGUGGUAGGGCUAUUUUCCAGGAAGUUUGCAGCCCAGGGAGACUUCAAGUUAAAUACGGAUGGGUGCUCGCUUGGCAACCCGGGCGUUAGUGGCGGGGGUGGUGUUCUUAGGGAUUCGUCUGGUGCUUUUUUGUUUGGCUUUUCUGUUCCGUUUGGGGAACUGACAUGUCUGCAAGCGGAGAUAAAGGCUUUGGUGGUUGGGGUGCAACAAUGCCGUCUUCGGGGAUUCUCGCGGAUUCGGGUGGAGGUGGAUUCUCUUGUGUUAGUCAACCUACUGUUACGACGAUUCAGGUGUCCGUGGUUAGUUCGGUCGGAUCUGGAAACGUUACUGGCAAUCCAAGGUUUGGAGUGGACGGUGGGGCAUUGUUAUCGGGAAAUGAAUCAAGUGGCGGAUGCCUUAGCCAAGGUUGGGGCACAAUCUGAGGGUAUUAUCUUGUACACGACACAGUCUGAGUUGCCAAGGUUGGCAAGGGGGGCCUUAGGUUUAGAUAGGUCGCAGAUUCUUGCGAAUCGUACUCGAGCUAUUUCUCACUGA
Messenger RNA from Coffea eugenioides, 2286 nucleotides. RefSeq lists its product as uncharacterized. The transcript is spliced from 5 exons. Gene Ontology annotation, molecular function: RNA-DNA hybrid ribonuclease activity; nucleic acid binding. NCBI's taxonomy places the organism in Eukaryota, Viridiplantae, Streptophyta, Magnoliopsida, Gentianales, Rubiaceae. Bases 1 to 2286 code for a protein of 761 amino acids. The record is from RefSeq and is a predicted model, not a curated record.